Brassica rapa (field mustard) is the source of this 942-nucleotide messenger RNA. RefSeq lists its product as uncharacterized. NCBI's taxonomy places the organism in Eukaryota, Viridiplantae, Streptophyta, Magnoliopsida, Brassicales, Brassicaceae. The record is from RefSeq and is a predicted model, not a curated record.
CUGAUCCCAAGUUAGUUUUGACUAACUUGCCUGUGAUCUGAUUGCAGAUGGCAAAAAGUAACCGUAAUCCAAGAAGGACUGUGAAUGAGACUGGUGAGGGGUCUGCGAGCAACGUGGCCAGGAAUGAAGCUGGUACGGAAGAGGCUCGGAAUGCUGCUCAGAAUGCAGCAAAUGUGAACAAUGCUGCAGCCGCUGGUGCUGCUGCGGGAGCUGUUGGAUUGGAAGCUGUGCUGGCUAUGUUGGCACAAGUCUUGGCAAGGCUGCCUGCUGUGGCGGCACCUCCAGUGGUUUCACCUGUUGUGGACGAGGCGGAGCAAGUGGUGCAAGAUGGAGAAGAUGCACACGUUGCUAGGAAUCCGUCUUAUCUCAAGGUCAUGGACCACAUGCAGAAACUGGGAACCAAGUUCUUUUCGGGUGGUUCCAAACCAGUGGAAGCAGAUCAAUGGAUUGACAGGAUAGGCCGGAACUUUAUGUCGAUCCGUUGUCCUCUUGCUUACAAGAAGGACAUUGCUGUCCACUACUUGGACGGUGAUGCGCACACCUGGUGGCGAGGUGUUGCUGCCCGGAUUGGUGAGGAUCAGUGCACCUGGGCCAAUUUUAAGGCCGAGUUCCGUGCGAAGUACUUUCCGCCGGAAGCAUUUGACCAACUUGAGGGAGCUUUCCUCAGACUGGAACAGGGAUCUAUGUCUGUAAGGGAAUAUGAAGUAGAGUUCAACAGCCUCAAGAAGUAUGCUGGGCGUGAGGCAGAGUCUGAGAUAUCCUUGGUCCGUAAAUUCAUGCGCGGACUUAGGGUUGAUCUCCGAACUCGUUGUAAGAUCCGCAACUAUGAUCUCCGUAAAUUCAUGCGCGGAGGAAGCCAAAGUGUUUGGCUCAGUGGCACAUGUCCAUCCUGGUAAGCAUGCGGGGAAGAAUCAAAAGGUGGUGAAGUCUGGCACUUCCAGC